Molecule: messenger RNA, 2540 nt
Organism: Xenopus laevis (African clawed frog)
Lineage: Eukaryota; Metazoa; Chordata; Amphibia; Anura; Pipidae
Gene: tbxt.S
Product: T-box transcription factor T S homeolog
Exons: 8
Coding region: 391-1686 (431 amino acids)
Biological process (GO): cell fate specification; positive regulation of DNA-templated transcription; regulation of DNA-templated transcription
Cellular component (GO): chromatin; nucleus
Molecular function (GO): RNA polymerase II cis-regulatory region sequence-specific DNA binding; DNA-binding transcription factor activity; DNA-binding transcription factor activity, RNA polymerase II-specific
Source: RefSeq, a predicted model, not a curated record
UCUUUGAUAUAGGUGUAAACAUUUGGGGAUUUGCAUAAAGUACCUCUGACUUGCAAUUAAGUUCCCAGGAUUAUCAUAGGGCUCUGUGCUGGGUUUCCUCUGCUCCAAUCAGCGGUUUCCUCGCCAACAUCAAAGAGAAGAUUGACCAAUGAGCUGCCUGGUCGCACUGUUGGUGAAGGCACCACGGCUUGUGUAGGCCUAUUUAUGGGUGGAUGAAAGAACUCCAACUUAAUCAGUGACUCGUAUUCCUUUAAUGUCAAUUGGAUUUACUACCUGCCGAUCACUCGCACCUUGGGUUUUGUUCCGAUUACAAUAAAACAAAUCAGUGGAAAAGCUGCUGUAAGUUUUUUUUGCCCCUGUUUGUGUGUUUGGACCCCCCUCUCUGGAGUAAUGAGUGCGACCGAGAGCUGCGCCAAGAACGUACAGUACCGGGUGGAUCAUCUUCUCAGCGCUGUGGAGAAUGAGCUCCAGGCUGGCAGCGAGAAGGGGGACCCCACCGAGAAGGAGCUGAAGGUUAGCCUGGAGGAGCGGGACCUGUGGACGAGGUUCAAGGAGCUCACCAACGAGAUGAUCGUCACCAAGAAUGGAAGACGAAUGUUUCCAGUUCUGAAGGUGAGCAUGUCGGGCCUGGAUCCCAAUGCAAUGUAUACGGUUCUGCUGGACUUUGUGGCAGCCGACAACCACCGCUGGAAGUAUGUGAAUGGAGAAUGGGUUCCAGGUGGCAAACCCGAGCCCCAGGCCCCCAGUUGUGUUUAUAUCCACCCAGACUCACCCAACUUUGGAGCCCACUGGAUGAAAGAUCCUGUCUCUUUUAGCAAAGUCAAACUUACAAACAAAAUGAAUGGUGGAGGCCAGAUUAUGUUAAACUCUUUGCACAAGUAUGAACCUCGAAUCCACAUAGUGAGAGUUGGUGGCACCCAGAGAAUGAUCACUAGCCAUUCAUUCCCUGAGACACAGUUCAUAGCAGUGACCGCAUACCAGAAUGAAGAGAUUACAGCACUUAAAAUCAAACACAAUCCAUUUGCCAAAGCAUUUCUUGAUGCAAAAGAAAGAAAUGAUUAUAAAGACAUCUUGGAUGAGGGAAUCGAUAGUCAGCAUUCUAAUUUCUCUCAAUGUACUUGGCUUAUUCCUAAUGGUGGGUCAUUAUGUUCGCCCAAUCCACACACUCAGUUCGGGGCACCUCUCUCUCUAUCGUCACCUCAUGGCUGUGAGCGAUACUCAUCUCUAAGGAACCACCGCUCAGCUCCUUACCCCAGUCCGUACACUCACAGAAACAAUUCUCCAAACAAUUUAGCAGAUAAUUCUUCAGCCUGUCUGUCAAUGCUCCAGUCCCAUGAUAACUGGUCUACCCUUCAAAUGCCAGCACACACUGGGAUGUUGCCAAUGAGUCACAGCACGGGAACACCACCUCCCUCAAGUCAGUACCCUUCUUUAUGGUCUGUGAGUAACAGUGCCAUCACACCAGUGUCUCAGUCUGGAGGAAUAACUAAUGGAAUAAGCUCCCAGUACUUACUUGGCUCUACACCUCACUACUCGUCUCUUUCACAUGCUGUGCCCUCACCAUCCACAGGAUCUCCAUUGUAUGAGCAUGGAGCACAAACAGAAAUAGCAGAAAACCAGUAUGAUGUCACGGCACAUUCCAGGCUUUCAUCAACAUGGACACCCGUUGCGCCACCAUCAGUCUAAAGUAAAGACCUUGAGGACUCAGUAUAAAAAUCAGUAUUUCCUGGGCCUGAAUUGCUGGGGGUCCCUGGUACAUAAAGCAAAUGAUUGCUGUAGGCCUCCAAAACAACUUAAAGAUGUGCUUAGGCAAGUUAUAUCAGUGUUUACCUGCUUCUAAAGACUUCAUGGGCCCAACCAGGUGUGGGUGGUCUGCUCAGCGGGCCACCAUAUGGAUAUAGAUGCUUAGCACAAAGUGGGGUUAACUUACACAUAUUAAGUGAUUACACCAAGGAUCGUUAUCACCUCUGUAUAUUCUACAUCAUUUUUCUGAAUGUACUGGCAAGGGGUGAUUUACCCAGGAGUCUCUUUUAAAGGGAAUGUAAAAAUACAGUAUUAAUAAGAAGGUCUGCUUCUUUUUUACACUGCCUUUAUAUUGCUAUAAAUUACUUUUAUUUGGGACUGCUGCUACAGACUACACAUUUUUAUUAUAGACAUAUUUUUUUUAAUAUGCCUUAUUAAGUAAAAAAUAAUUUAAAAUGUUUAAAUAAUUUAAAAUGUGGUACUGUCUAGAUUAUGGAAAAAUAUUGGAAGCAGCUUUUGUCUGAAUCUGCUACUUGCUGCCUAAAUAACCACAAACUUCUCCCAGCUAAACUGAUUUGAAAUAUGGUUUCUAAAAAAAUAACGGGGAGAGAAAGUAUGUUAUAUCAUUGUGUAACUGGUAUUGCUGUAUUUAUUUUAUCUUCAUGUUUUUGUGGUAAAUGUAUAUGUGCUGUAAAUAUGUUAUUGUAUGCUGUAAGACAAUCCGAUAAAAGAAAUAUUGUGGAACAGAAAAAUGGAGUCUAUUGUAAUAAAUAUAUCAUUCAGGAUGUUUUCAUAGA